Messenger RNA from Paramormyrops kingsleyae, 6098 nucleotides. NCBI's taxonomy places the organism in Eukaryota, Metazoa, Chordata, Actinopteri, Osteoglossiformes, Mormyridae. The record is from RefSeq and is a predicted model, not a curated record.
AUGAGCAGGCAGGCCGAGCAGUUUUCGGCGGCAGUGAAUCAGCGGCCUCCUAUUUCCGUCCAGUUGGCGCUCAUUCUGUCUCCAGAUGGGACGCCGUACACGUGGUGGGUGGGGAGGGGUAACGAGAAGCACUACUAUUGGGGGGGCUCCGGACCUGGCAUCCAGAAGUGCGCUUGCGGGAUCGAGAGGAACUGCACCGACCCCAAGUACUACUGCAACUGCGAUGCUGACCACCGGCAGUGGAGAGAAGAUUCUGGAGCCCUCAAGUACAAAGACCAUUUGCCCGUAAUCCAGGUGGCUGUUGGAGAUACCAGCCGAGCCAGCUCAGAGGCCAAGCUGACUGUUGGUCCUCUACGUUGUCAAGGAGACCGGAGUUACUGGAACGCGGCGGCCUUCACCACCCCCUCGUCCUACCUGCACUUCUCCACCUUCCAAGGCGAGACCAGCGCCGACAUCUCCUUCUACUUCAAGACUUCCUCGCCGUAUGGUGUCUUCCUGGAGAACCUGGGAAACACCGACUUUAUCCGUUUGGAGCUGAAGUCCCCCACCGCGGUCUCCUUCUCCUUUGACGUGGGAAAUGGGCCCGUGGAGCUAGUGGUCCGGUCUCCCACGCCGCUCGACGACGACCAGUGGCACCGGGUCAGCGCCGAGCGCAACGUCAAGGAGGCCGUUCUGCAGCUGGACCAGAAGUACCGGGAGGUGCGACCGGCACCACCCCAGGGCCACACCCGCCUGGAGCUCUACAGCCAGCUUUACGUGGGUGCUGCCGGCGGCCAGAGAGGCUUCCUCGGCUGCAUCCGCUCCCUGAAGAUGAACGGCGUGACCCUCGACCUGGAGGAGAGGGCAAAGGUCACGCCCGGCGUGAAGCCCGGCUGCUCGGGCCACUGCAGCAGCUUCGGCACCUACUGCCGCAACGGGGGCAAGUGUGUGGAGAAGUACAACGGCUACUCGUGCGACUGCAGCAACACGGCGUUCGACGGCACCUUCUGCACCAAAGAUGUGGGGGCCUUCUUUGAGGCAGGCACCUUCCUCCGGUAUAAUUUCAUGUCCGAGCUGGCUGCGGCGUCGUCCCGGGAGACCAACCUGACGCGGGAGGAGCUGUCCUUCAGCUUCAGCACGUCCAGUGUGCCCAGCAUCCUGGUCUACAUCGGCUCCAGGACACAGGACUACCUGGCCGUGGUGCUGCGGCAGAAUGGAACGCUGCAGAUCCGCUACGACCUGGGCGGUCUUAGAGAGCCCUUCACCAUCAACCUGGACCAGCGCAACAUGGCCAAUGGGCAGCCGCACAACGUCAACAUUUCCCGCGUGGACAGGACCGUCCAGCUUCAGCUGGACCACUACCCUCCAGUGAACUAUUCCCUGCCGGAGGCUUCAGACACCCAGUUCAACCUCAUCAAAGCUCUCUUCCUGGGAAAAGUUUUUGAGACCGGCCAGAUCGACCCAGUGCUCAUCGAGAAGUACAACACGCCGGGCUUUGUGGGCUGUCUCUCGCGGGUGCAGUUCAACGGUGUCGCCCCCCUAAAGCUGGCGCUGAGGUCGCGGGUCGCAGCCCCCGUCUCCGUCCAAGGGAAGCUGGUGGAGUCCAACUGCGGGGCCACGCCCCUGACCAUCUCGCCCAUGUCGGCCGCCACCGACCCCUGGCACCUGGACUCAGCCCGUGGCGACUUCCCCUUCAACGAGGAGAGGGUCGUACCCGAUGGCGUCAACAGGAACUCCGCCAUCAUCGGGGGCAUCAUCGCCGUGGUGAUUUUCACCAUCCUCUGCACGCUGGUGUUCCUGAUCCGCCACAUGUUCCGCCACAAGGGCACCUACCACACCAACGAGGCCAAGGGGGCGGAGUCAGCGGACAAUGCCGACGCCGCCAUCAUCGUCAACGACCCCAAUUUCACCGAGACCAUUGACGAGAGCAAGAAGGAGUGGUUCAUCUAACCCGGGGGAGGGGCGGGCAGGGGGGGCACAUUAAUCCCAGUGCUUUUUGAGAAUCAGGUCAAGCCGGAAAUGGGUGAGGAGGAGAAGUCCCAGCGGAGGAAGUGUAUACAGUGACUGCUUUGUCCAUAACGUAUUGUGUUUGGAGCUUGAGGAGUCCUGUCAGUAUUUCAGCGACAUUUCAUGCAGAAGCAUCGUUUCCGGUACUUUCUGCAGGACUGAUCCACCCCUGCUCCCUCAGAUGUGGCUGUCGGGGGACAUCGCCCAUCCUCAGACUCCAAACAGACCCCACACACAAUGAUAUGACCACGUAUGCCAAAUCCCCUGUGUAAAUAAUCUAACAGUGCAAGUAUAAGCAGUGAUGUUAGCCUGUAUGUUCUGUGCGUGCGUACCACAGGCAGGACUCCGACACAGCUUCUCUCUUAUUUUCUUUUGUUCUGUUCUUUCGGUUUCCAAGGAUUAUUUGAUAUUUUAGUUGUCAUGUAUUUCUGUCCAAAUGACAUGUACAUUUUCUAUGUUCGAAGGCUCACUGCGAGGUUGGAACAUGAUGAGUUUGUUCUUUUUGUCUUAGUAAACUGGAAUGUUCUGGAAGCGAGCGUUCCGUGAGUCUGUUGUGCUGGUGGUGGGAUACAUGGUGGCACCUCAUCAAGGGGCUUCAUCCAGGGUGCCGGUGGGGUGCAGCCACUUUGCUUCAGCAUGGGCGGUGAAUCCUCACCGUCCAAACACAAGAGCGGGUUCCACAGCGAAUCCUCCCCGUGCAAACAAAAGAGCGGGUUCCGUGUCACUCAGUGAGAGCCGACUAACACGGCCUCGCCGGCUGCCAUUUUUAUUUGACCAGGCACAGCUUAAACGUUCUUCUCCCAAAUUCGUCGGUGAUGGAGAGUCAUCUGAAGUCAGAAAGGUUCCCGGAAAGUCCAUGAAACGUACCGUAACAUUUCCCAUUUCCACAUAUUGCCAGGUACACAUAAUAAUGGACUGAUCCGGUCCAGGUCGGGUCGGUUUGUCACUCCAUGUCCUACAGGUUUCCGUUCAGUCCAGUUCCCCGCUGGACCUUCUCCGGCCUCCUGGACGAUGCACCUGACUGAGAAAGGCACAUGUACACAGCAGGGAACCCUGCCUUCAAGAACUUAGCCUCGCUCAGGGGCACCUGAGACCUUCAGUGAGGUUCUGAGAACGUCAUUUCCAUGCAAACAUCCAUCAACCACCUGCCUGUGUUUUGGGGGGUCAUUUAAUGGCACACAUACUGAACCGGAACAGUAAUGACUGCAGUGAUGAAGGUGACCUUAUCAGUGCUGGUAUCACCUAGUGUCCCAUCUCUAAAUCCACAAUACAGCAGUGUACUUAACGCUGACAAAUCCCCACCUGUGAUUAAUAAGUAUUUUCCUCAAUACACUUUAUUCAUAAGCGGCGUACUGGUUCUCAUGAGCGGUGUGCUGGUUCUCAUGAGCGGUGUGCUGGUUCUCGUGGGCAGCGUGCUGGUUCUCAUGAGCGGUGUGCUGGUUCUCGUGGGCAGCGUGCUGGUUCUCAUGAGCGGUGUGCUGCUUCGAUGGCUGGCACUGUUGCCUCACCCCUGCGUUGUUGGAGAUCUGAUUCCCAGCUUUACCCUUUGUGGAGUCUGCAUGUUCUCAUGUCUAAACUGCCCCUAGUGUGUGACAUUGUGUGACAUGUGACAUUGUGUGUGCCAUGUUAUGGGCACCCGUCCUGCCUGGGAUGCGGGCUACAGCUGCGAUUAGCGCCAGACCUCCUGUGAGCCUGACCAGGAUAAGCAUCUGAAAGAUCAAUUUGAUAAUUUGACGAACCAUUAAAAAGGAAUCGUUUUUCUCCUCUAGAUGGAGAGUAAGUAAAUACUGGGCUCCAGCAGUGCUUAAAGGUGCUUGGGUACAAUCUUUGGGGAUAUCACUACACUGCAGGAAUGUAACAAACCUGGACUGCCACCUACUGGCCACCCACAGAGUGGCAUGGCAGUCUUAGUCAUCACUCAUGAAAUCUUCACUAAAACCAUGGCUUGUAGGCAUAUUUUAGGCAUGCGUCACUGACAGCACUGGCUAAUACUGAUACACUAUAUAAUAUUGUAGUAAAAGAGGAAAUGUUCAUUUUUUACUUCAGGCACCUUUACGGACACCUAUAACUGGCUAUUCUUUGUUGUCACUAAACAAUGUCCAUUUAAACAGCAAAAUUCUUCCGCUGGAAUUCUUAGCAAAUGAAUGAAGACAAGGUUAUUAAAAAAACAAUAACGUCGAAAUCUAUGUUCCGCUAGUACACUCAUUGUCUCCUCUUGGGAUCCAUUGACGAGUCACAGUCAGACAAAUUGCCUCACUCACGGUCCUCAAAUGUAGAAAAUACCAUACAGAGAGAAAACCACAACGAGGGUGCUUUUGGUACCACAUUUUUACCAUAGUAAUCAUAUGUACUUUUUUAAAUGACUUUCUGACACCUUAUGUUGCAAAUGUUUUAAUGCAAAAGCUUGGAAAGGUUUUUUAAUGUUUACAAGAAGCCGAAACUAGCGGAACAGAUACUAAACCAAAAAUGCAGGAUAGGUCUGCUUUGGCUGUGGUCUGUGCCGAGACACUGAGACACCCACACUACAAUGGGACCAAACUCUGCCCCAACAAUAAGGCCGAUUCCUUCAAAGGCUUCAGCUGUCAGACAGAUGGGAGGGUCUGGGUGUAGGUCACAGUCAUGCCAGUGUCUAUCCCAGCAUUCCUGUCCCCGAUGCAGAGGGAUCUGGGGGGAUUCACCUCCAUCACCCAUCCACUGCUUGCCGCCACGGAUCAGGUUCCGGAUCAUUAAAGAGAGUUCUGACAGCAGCAGCCUAAGCAGAUGAUUCAUCUCAGUCACAAUGUGCUGCAGAUUUUAUGAGUAUAUUUUCGAGGCUGACAACCGCCAUCCGUGUGUUCUUCAAUAACAAGGGACAAGUGGAAACGGUUUUUGAGGAAAAUGUACCAAUGCAUGACCUCUAACCCUAAUGUACACUCAUCACAUGUAAUGGCACACGUGUACUGUAUGCAAUAGCACAUGUAAUGGCACACAUGUACUCUAUGCAUGAGUUCAUGUAUCAUACAAUCACUGUAUGCAGCAGAUCCUGUAAUGACACGCUGUAUGUCUGCAGUAUUUCUCCUGCUAAAUGCUGUUCGGCAAAAUGUAAGCUUUUCUUUCCUUCUGUUUUUUGGUUUGCGUUUUCAAAUAUCCUGUCCCCCUUUAAUGUCGCAGUGAGCGGCACUCCUUAGCUGGGAAGCGAUGGCAUUGUCCUUUGAUUGCAGGUUUGCCUGGUGUCACGCUCUCCUUCAGGGGAGCCUGAUAAGGAGACAGUGUUCCCGUUUUACCCUAUUUUUUACACUGGUGAAAAGUAUGAAGUUCAAGCCACUUCUGCUGCAAACACCUUACCUUUCCUAUAUUCCUACGCCUUCCUGUAAAUUACACCCAAACUUAAUCCACUAGCUAUAUAUCCACACCUUUAAAUGUAAAUAAAGAGAUAUGUGGAGUUUGCAUUGAAAUACAGUACAAUUCUUUUGAGUUUGCCAUCGAAAUCAUAAAUUCUGAGAAGUUUUAUGUACAUUUUUACUUUGGUAUGCAGUGAUGAGAUCAGAGGUCACCGACAAGAGUGAUUCACUUAAUAUAUGAUCUAUAAUUUACUCUGUAUAUUUUUAUGACACCUAUUGCUUGUGUACUUUAUCUCCAUGGAAGCAUGACAAUUAUACAAGAAUCUGUACAAACCUAACUGUAGACAAUUGUGGAGAUAUUAUAUAUCAAUAUAUACUCUAUGGGAAACUUUUUAAAAACUUUCUUAAGGUGGGGAAAAGGAUAAAAAUGCAGAGGAAUUUCUACAUAAUAUUCAGUUGGCCUUCGGUCAUAUAGUUAUGUUUGUCACAGUCUUUUACAGUGUAUAAAAUGACUAACAUUAGGAAAGAUGGACAUGUAAUUAGCUAAAAUAAAAGAGGAAUAUUAUAGACAUUCUUAAAGAAAGAGAUAUGGCAGACUUUUUUUAAUUAGGAAGGCUGCAGAAUCGAGUCUUGUUGUAAUACUAACCUUUAAAAGGGGAUCACUGUCUCUUUAAAAGAUGACUGUCUUUGUAAUUUAUUUUUUUUAAGAGUUUACAAAGUAUGUCAAGCCUUAUUUGGAGUAUUUAAUGUGGUUUGGUAUAAAGUAACAGCAUUAAAAAGCCUUGCUAGGAA